GAGCACAGCUUUUUUCUGGUAACAGAAAGAAACUUACUGACAUUCACUGUCGUCUAGAGGAGAAAUGGCGCAGCAAGGGAUUCAGCUGGAUCGAGAAAAACUCAGCUGUUCAAUCUGUCUGGAUCUUCUAAAGGAUCCGGUGACUAUUCCCUGUGGGCACAGCUACUGCAUGAGCUGUAUUAAAGACUGCUGGAAUGAGGAGAAUGAGAAGGAGAAAACACACAGCUGCCCUCAAUGCAGGCAGACCUUCACACCAAGGCCUGUCCUGGUGAAAAAUACCAUGUUAGCAGAGUUAGUGGAGGACCUGAAGAAAGUAGGAAUUCAAGCUGCUUCACCUGAUCGUUCCUAUUCAGGACCUGGAGACGUGGCCUGUGAUUACUGCACUGGGAUUAAGCAGAAAGCCUUCAAGUCCUGUCUGGUGUGUAUGGCCUCUUUCUGUGAGCAACACCUCCAGCCUCACUACAACGUACCUCUACUAAAGAAACACAAGCUGGUUGAAGCCACUUCAAAGUUUGAGGAGAAUAUCUGCUCUCGCCAUGACGAGGUGAUGAAGAUAUUCUGCCGCACUGAUCAGAAGUCCAUCUGUUAUCUCUGCUCCAUGGAUGAUCAUAAAGGCCAUGACACAGUCUCCGCUGCAGCAGAAAGGGCUGAGAGGCAGACGGAGCUCGGGGUGAUUCAGCAAAAGAUUCAACAGAGAAUCCAGGACAGAGAGGAAAACGUCAAGCUGAUUCAGCAGAGGGUGGAGGCUAUCAAUCUUUCUGCGGAUGAGACUGUGAAGGACAGUGAGAAGAUCUUUACUGAGUUGAUCCGUCUCAUUGAGAAAAUAAGCUGUGAAGUGAAGCAGCAGAUCAGAUCACAGCAGAAAACUGAAGUGAGUCGAGCUGAAGAGCUGGAGGAGAAGCUGCAGCAGGAGAUAACUGAGCUUCGGAGGAAAGACACUGAGCUGGCGAAGCUCUCACACACUGAGGAUCACCUCCAUUUCCUGAAAAACUACCCAUCGCUGUCACGUCUGAGUGAAUCUAAAGAUUUACCCAGCAUUGAUGUCCAUCCUCUGUGCUGUUAUAAAGAAGUGACAGCGGCUGUGUCAAUUGCCAGAGAUAAACUGCAGGCUGUUCUGAGUGAGGAGUCGACAAAGAUCUCACUGGCAGUGACUGAUGUGGAUGUUUUACUGCCUCAAGCAGAGCCCAGAACCAGAGCUGAGUUUUUAAAAUAUUUCUGUCAGAACACACUGGAUCCAAACACAGCAAACACACGUUUGUCAUUGUGUGACAGGAACAGAAAAGCAACAUUAAUGGCAGUAGACCAGUUAUAUUUGGAUCACCCAGACAGAUUUGGUGAAUGGUGGCAGGUCCUGUGUAGAGAGGGUCUGACUGGACGUUGUUACUGGGAGGUGAAGUGGAGUGGGAUGGUUUAUGUAUCAGUUGCAUACAAGAAUAUUGUCAGAAAAGGGACCAGAGAGGAAUGUGGAUUUGGAAAUAAUGACAAAUCUUGGUCAUUAGAAUGUUUUAGUGGUCAUUAUAAAUUCAGACAUAACGAUAUUGCUACUUCCAUCUCAGGCCCUCAGUCCUCCACAAUAGGAGUUUACCUGGAUCAUAGGGCAGGUACUCUGUCUUACUACAGCGUCACUGAAACCAUGACUCUCCUCCACAGAGUCCAGACCACAUUCACUCAGCCUCUAUAUCCAGGAUUUUGGCUUCCACUAAGUAUUGGAAGCACUGCUGAGUUGUGUGAUCUCAAGUAGACAGGAGUUUAAAGAGUGAUUCAUGUUGUUUUGUUUAUGUUAUGUUAAUGAAAUGAUUAAAUGAAAGAGAACUAAUUUCUCUUUUUAUUUGCUUGGGAUUUAUCUGAAAUUUGAUUCUCAUAUUACAUUUAAACAUUUUCAUUGUAUACUGUGCAUGGAAAAUAUGACAUAUGAAAAAUCAGUUUUUGUCCUACUUAAAAAUCAGUUUGGUUAUUAUAUAAACAGGCUAAAUUAUUUUUAUUUUUGAGCAUUUGCCAAAUUAAUACAAGUUUUAAUUUUGUUAGUUUGUAUUUGUAUUUUAGUUGUACCAUUUCUUCAUAAACAUAAUUUCUAAAAUUUAAUGUUUACUUUUUAGUACUCUACAUACUGCUGUCUGUACUGCAUACUGUGCUGCUGUUGUAAUCAUAUUGCUAAAUCAUGUUACUUUUUUAAAAUGUACCCAAAAAGUACUUAAAAACAAUAAAAUUGGCUACUCUGCUGUGGCGGUUAGCUAAUCAUCUUUUUAAGAGGUUAAGUCAAGUGUCUUUACAUGCUAAUAAUCUUCAGGAAACAUUUAUGAAAAGUCUGUGUUCAAUGUGUGUACAAAUAAAUAAAUAAAUAUAUAUAUUAAU
Messenger RNA from Dicentrarchus labrax (European seabass), 2352 nucleotides. RefSeq names its product tripartite motif-containing protein 16-like. NCBI's taxonomy places the organism in Eukaryota, Metazoa, Chordata, Actinopteri, Moronidae. The transcript has a single exon. Gene Ontology annotation, molecular function: zinc ion binding; protein binding. The record is from RefSeq and is a predicted model, not a curated record. The coding region runs from base 65 to 1741 and encodes 558 amino acids.